Molecule: messenger RNA, 967 nt
Organism: Ilex paraguariensis (yerba mate)
Lineage: Eukaryota; Viridiplantae; Streptophyta; Magnoliopsida; Aquifoliales; Aquifoliaceae
Source: the annotation of a GenBank genome assembly
GAUGGUCGAUGAUCAUAGUUUGGAGAAAGAGACGAGGCGUUUGGCCAUUGAAUUCGUUUUGACAUUGGUCCAGUUCGUUUUAACAUUGGCGGAGGUUGAGAGAACGACUCCCAGGCAGCUGAAACUUGGGACGGAGUUUGAAAUUAAUAUGGAGGAGACGGAUAAAUAUGGGUCUUGGCAGGGGUGUGUGGAUAGGCUAUCGAAUUUGUCGUAUAGGAAUGCUAUUUUGACUGUUGCUUUGAAAGUGUUUCCGGCGUAUUUGGCUGCUCCUAAAGGGCAAAAACGCACUCAUGCCGCACUCAUUGCGCUCUCAAAGAGUAUAAUUACAUGGAAUUGUCGGGAGUGUUUGUUAAAAGAGAUAGAAUGGGAUGUCCGUGUUGCAGCUUUGGGGGCCGCAAUUAAUUUCUCUCAGUGUUCGGACUUGUUGACUUCGAUGCUGUCCAUGUUGGAGAAAGUGUUGGAGGAUAAGGAUGAAGCGGCGGCCAGCGAGGUGUUGAAGUUGUUGAUAGAGUUGGCGGAACCGAGGUUUUUGGUGGGGCAAAUUGAGGAGUGGGUGAAGAGAAUGUGGCAGAUUGCGAAUAAUGAUGGUUUGAACGUAGGGACGAGGCGUUUGGCCAUUGAGUUCCUUUCGAAAUUGGUGGAGGUCGAGGAGAUAGCGCCUUGGCUGCAGCAGAAUGUGAGGGAGUUGUUUGAAAUUUUGAUGAAAAUGUUGGACUAUAUUAAUGAUAAUGAUCAUAAUGCGGAUUAUGUGUCUGCAUGGGAGAGAAGUAAUCAUUGGCGUAUUUGGAGGAGAUGUUUGGAUAUGCUGUUUAUUGCGGUGCAUAGGAAUGAUAUGUUUUCUAUUGUUUUGGAAGUGUUGCCGGCGUAUUUGGAUACUCCUAAGUGGCAAAAGAAGUAUAGCGCAUUCAUUGUGCUCGCAGCGAGUAUAGAAAGAUGUUGGAAGGUAUCAAAGCUUUGCUUUUUAUAA